Messenger RNA from Oxyura jamaicensis (ruddy duck), 4584 nucleotides. It is a transcript of the gene ADAMTS5, whose product is annotated as ADAM metallopeptidase with thrombospondin type 1 motif 5. The transcript has 8 exons. Gene Ontology annotation, cellular component: extracellular matrix. Gene Ontology annotation, molecular function: metalloendopeptidase activity. Gene Ontology annotation, biological process: proteolysis; extracellular matrix organization. Bases 844 to 3441 code for a protein of 865 amino acids. Lineage: Eukaryota; Metazoa; Chordata; Aves; Anseriformes; Anatidae. The record is from RefSeq and is a predicted model, not a curated record.
GAAGGAAGUGUGGGAGUGGUGGUUUUGAAGCUCUCCCUUUAAGAGGCAGCCUGCAGUGACGAAUUGUUGAAAUUGCCAUUGCAGGAUGGCAUUCCGCUAUAAAUUCAUUGUUCCACCUCCUCUCAUCUUCACAUUUCUCUCCCUUCUCCUCUUGUUCACAUCGGCAGACUGGGGAUAACAACAACAACAACAGAAAAAGAUAAAGGGAGGGGGCUCGCACAAAAAUCCGGGACGUUUUCCGCUUCUUCGGCUUUUUUUUUUUUUUUUUUUUUUUUUCCUCCUUUUUAACCAUCAUCUCACCGGAGACGAUCGAGACGGCUUUUGGUGUCUGAUUUUCUUCUUUCCCCUUCUCCUCCUUCUCUUCAAAACAAAAGGGGGCAAAGGAAAGAAAGGGAGCCACCGGAGCCUGAGAAAGUGCCGAGUCGCAGCAGACCUGCCCCCUGCCCCUGCCGCUGCCGCUGCUGCUGAUGGUGAUGAUCCAGUGACUACAGCGGAGAAGUGCAAGAGGAGUGGGAAGUGCUCAAACUUCUCCGCUUGCCGGCUCCGAAUCCCUCUCCUCCUUUUCCUCUCUCCCCCCCUCUGCCUGCCCAGCAGCAGCGAUUUGGGAUUUUUGCCUCUCUCUCUCCUUCCAUGUGCUCCCGGCUCUUCCCUGCAGAGAAACACAAAGUUCACACGCGAGCGGCUUUUGUUGACAUCCUUACCUCUCCCACCCACACUUGACUCGCGCUCGGGAGGGACAACUCUCCUCUUCUCUCUCUCUCCUCUCCCUCUCCCCCUCUCCCUCCUUCUCCCCCCGUUCCUGUUAUCACCACCGCUGCUCGCUCUGACGCCGCCGAGCCAGGCAUGCUGCGGGGGCUGCUCUCCCUGCUGCUGGCCGCCCAGCUGCACCUCGCCGCGGCCCAGCCAACGGCACCUGCCGCCGGAGACCGGCCGCCGCCGCCGCCGCCUCCCCCGUCCCUAGGCGGCCCUCCCCCGGAGCCGCCCCGCGGGGCCAGCGGCGUCGUGCGGCGCCUCGACCCGACCUACGCGGGGGGCGGCAGGGCGGGCUACGUCCUCUACGCCGGCGGCCGCCGCUUCCUCCUCGACCUGGAGCGCGACGAGGCGCUGGGGGCGCGGGACGGGGCGCCGGCUCGCUGCUCCUACCGCGGCACGGUGGACGGCAGCCCCCGCUCCCUCGCCGUCUUCAACCUCUGCGGCGGCCUCGACGGCUACUUCGCCGUGGGGCGCGCCCGCUACACCGUGAGGCCGGCGCGGCGCGGCGGGGAGGCGGCCGGCAUCUACGGGGAGGGCCCGGCCCGGGUCCCCCACCUCUUCCGCAGGGACCGCUUCAGUUUCCAGGCGCUGCCCGCCCGCCACAGCUGUGGCACCCGCGACGCCGUGGCGGUCGAGGGGGCUGCGGGGGGCGGCCGGAGGCGGCGGCGGCGCCGCUCCGUCUCCCGGGCCCGGCAGGUGGAGCUGCUGCUGGUGGCCGACGCCUCGAUGGCGCGCAAGUACGGCAAGGGGCUGCAGCACUACCUGCUCACCUUGGCCUCCAUCGCCUCCCGGCUCUACGCGCACGCCAGCCUGGAGAACCACGUGCGGCUGGCCGUUGUGAAGGUGGUGGUCCUGGGCGAGAAGGAGAAGGGGCUGGAGGUCAACAGGAACGCCGCCACCACCCUCAAGAACUUCUGCAAGUGGCAGCACCAGCACAACCGCCUCGACGACGACCACGACGAGCACUACGACGCCGCCAUCCUCUUCACACGCGAGGAUUUAUGUGGGCAUCAUUCAUGUGAUACUCUGGGAAUGGCAGACGUUGGGACCAUAUGCUCUCCUGAGCGCAGCUGUGCAGUGAUUGAAGAUGACGGCCUCCAUGCAGCUUUUACAGUGGCUCACGAAAUUGGCCACUUGCUUGGUCUUUCCCAUGAUGACUCCAAAUUUUGUGAGGAGAACUUUGGCUCCAUGGAAGAUAAGCGCCUAAUGUCCUCCAUUCUGACUAGCAUUGAUGCUUCCAAACCCUGGUCCAAAUGCACUUCAGCAACUAUAACAGAGUUUUUUGAUGAUGGUCAUGGUAACUGUUUGCUGGACCAACCAAAAAAGCAGAUCCUGGGCCCCGAGGAGCUUCCAGGGCAAACCUAUGAUGCCAUUCGUCAGUGCAAAUUGGCAUUUGGAUCCGAAUACACAGUGUGUCCUGGUAUGGAUGUGUGCUCUCGCCUGUGGUGUGCAGUUGUUCGUCAAGGUCAGAUGGUAUGUCUGACUAAGAAGCUGCCUGCUGUGGAAGGGACACCAUGUGGAAAAGGGAGGAUAUGCCUCCAGGGAAAAUGUGUUGACAAAACCAAGAAAAAAUACUACUCGGCAUCAAGCCAUGGUAACUGGGGAUCCUGGGGACCUUGGGGACAGUGCUCCCGUACCUGUGGUGGAGGCGUUCAGUUUGCGUAUCGUCACUGCAACAAUCCAGCUCCUAGAAACAACGGCCGGUACUGCACUGGCAAGAGGGCCAUCUAUCGCUCCUGCAAUGUCGCACCCUGCCCAGCAAAUGCUAAAUCUUUUCGACAAGAGCAGUGUGAAGCAAGGAAUGGUUAUCAGUCUGAUGCAAAGGGUGUCAAAACAUUUGUUGAAUGGGUCCCCAAGUAUGCUGGAGUGCUUCCUGGAGAUGUUUGCAAGCUCACCUGCCGAGCCAAAGGAACUGGCUAUUAUGUGGUAUUUUCUCAAAAGGUAACUGAUGGUACUGAAUGUCGACCAUACAGUAAUUCGGUCUGCGUCCGGGGAAAAUGCAUCCGAACUGGUUGUGAUGGCAUCAUCGGUUCAAAGCUCCAGUAUGAUAAAUGUGGGGUGUGUGGAGGAGACAAUUCCAGCUGCACAAAGGUCAUGGGAACCUUUACCAAAAAGAGUAAGGGCUACACAGAUAUAGUGAAAAUCCCAGAAGGGGCAACUCACAUCAAAGUUCGGCAAUUCAAGACUAAGGACCAGAGCAGGUUUACUGCCUACCUGGCCCUGAAAAAGAAAAACGGUGAGUACCUUGUCAAUGGAAAAUAUAUGAUCUCCACUUCAGAAACAAUCAUUGACAUCAAUGGGACUGUCAUGAACUAUAGUGGCUGGAGUCACAAAGAUGAUUUCUUGCAUGCGAUGGGACACUCUGCGACAAAAGAGGUUCUUAUUGUGCAGAUACUUGCGACUGACCCAACUCAACCCGUUGAUGUCCGUUAUAGUUUCUUCGUGCCAAAGAAGCAAGGGCAAAUGACUAACUCUGUCACCAGCAGUGGCAGCAACAGCAAAGUAACUCCACAGCUCAUGCAACCCCGGUGGGUUACGGGGCCGUGGCUUUCUUGUUCUCGAACAUGUGACACAGGAUGGCACACCAGGACUGUCCAGUGCAAAGACGGGCAUGGAAAACUAGCUAAAGGAUGUCUUCUCUCUCAGAGACCGUCAGCAUUUAAACAGUGCUUGUUGAAAAAGUGUUAACCUGUGGUUGUGAUCUUCUUUAAAAGAGGUUUGAUGAAGCCAUUGUUGACAUACUGGUAUUAGGUCUGCCCAGACAGAGAGAAGCAAAGGCUUCGAUGUACUUACAUAUAGUCUCAAAUUAUGGGCAGAAUCUGCCUAUUUGGACCAAAUGAAGAUGUGCACUGCUUUAAAAAAUAGUAGGGUGGUCUUAAUAUGUCAAAAAACCUAAGCAUCAAAGUUGUUAUAAGCCCUCUGUGUCUGCAAAAAUAUAAAUUAAAAUAAUAAAAAAGAAGAAAAACUAGUGAAUGGAGGAUCCUGGGAUAUUUGAAGGUUACAGAAUCAUCUCCCCCUUUUUCACCUACCUCUAAUACAGUAUGUCCUUAGAAAAUGUCACAUGUACCCAUGAUACCACAGUAGCUUAUUUUAUACUGUUUUGUAAAUAUAUUUGAUUUGGUAUGUCACUUUAUAUCACUUGGUUCUAUUAAAAAGAAAUCAAAAGACAAAGUAUAUAAGCAAAGUGAUUGACCAAAGUAUAUCUGCAGCCCUGUGGAUUUGGUCCAGUCUUCAGAAAUGGCUGCAGAUGUUUUACUGGAAAAUGAAGAGCUUGCUGCUGGUUUUAAAAAGUAAUACCUUUUGGUUUUGACAAAAGGAAAUGCAUUUUUGUUCCAGGAAUUUCCUGACAGCAGAUCAUAAUUCUGACAAACACUGUGUUUCCACCAAUAAAUUCUCAAAAGGAGCAUUGCAGCAGUUCACAGACCAGGGAUCCCCACAACUACAUUGCUCAAAUACCAGCACCAUCAGCAGCUCCUUACUAUGUUUAUGUCAGACACACAUAGCAGGAGGAUUUGGCUGCUAGAAAGAAUGUGUGUACCUUCGACUUCGUAAACCUUCCAUUAGCUCCAGCUGUGUCACAGCACGGGGUCCUUCUUGUCGAUGAACAAUAGCUGCUAGUUCCUUCUAUCCAUAAAACAAAGGCAUACUGUAUUUUGUAGAACUAGUUAGAGAACCAAAAAUUACAGGUAAAAUAAACAAGUGUCUUCUAACUCAGAUAUUCUGAGGCUGUAUACAACUGCUUUCUCUGUUAUUUUCUCUAUGGCUUCCACCUGGAAUCUAACAAUGUGUAAUGUACCUACAUCUUUUGAAGAGGCUAUAAAGGUCAAAAAA